AUGGUUCCGUUAGUUAAAGUUCCUAUUUUGGGCAAAGAGAGUAUCCACGUCGGUUACAAUAUCAGUGGAAAUAUUAUUAGUACCAUUAUUAAUCAUUGUAAAUCUUCCACUUAUGUAAUUGUUAAUGACGAUAAUAUUCUAAAAGUUCCUUAUUUCCAAGAAUUUAGUGAGAACUUCGAAAGCAGUUUACCAGAUGAUGCUAGAGUGUUGAAAUAUGUUGUUACUCCAGGCGAAGCCUCGAAAAAUAGACAUACAAAAGAAGAAAUUGAAGAUUAUUUGCUAAAUGAAGGUUGCACUCGUGACACGGUCAUCAUUGCUGUAGGUGGUGGUGUCAUUGGUGAUAUGUUAGGUUUUGUUGCCUCUACAUUCAUGAGAGGUGUCAGAGUUGUUCAGGUUCCAACUACUUUGUUAUCGAUGGUUGAUUCUUCUAUCGGUGGCAAAACAGCUGUGGAUACUGAACUAGGUAAGAAUUUCAUUGGCGCAUUUUGGCAACCAGAAUUUGUUCUGGUAGAUAUUAAAUGGUUGGAAUCCUUACCGAAGAGAGAGUUCAUCAAUGGUAUUGCAGAAGUUAUCAAAACUGCUUGUAUUUGGAAUGCAGAUGAGUUUCAGAGAUUGGAAAACAAUGCCAAUGCUUUCUUGGACGUCGUUAACAACCAAAAAAAGAUUAAAGUUGAAAAUAAGAACACUGGGAAAAUUGAUGAAAUUUCAAACACUAACAUUGAAUUGAUUCUAGAACAUACUUAUAAAUUAGUAUUAGAAAGUAUUAAAGUUAAAGCAGAAGUAGUCUCAGCUGAUGAACGCGAAUCGAGUUUAAGAAAUUUAUUGAACUUCGGUCAUACAAUUGGUCAUGCGUAUGAAGCAAUCUUGACUCCACAAGCUUUGCACGGUGAAUGUGUUUCCAUCGGUAUGAUUAAAGAAGCUGAACUUUCAAGAUAUUGGGGUAUUUUAUCUCCAACCCAAGUCGUUCGUUUGACAAAAAUAUUAUCUGCUUACGGAUUACCAAUCUCUCCAGAUGAAAAAUGGUUCAAAGAAUUGACCAUAAACAAAGAGACUCCCCUAGACACACUAUUGAGUAAAAUGAGUAUAGAUAAAAAGAACGAUGGUUCGAAGAAAAAAAGCGUUAUCUUAGAAAGCAUAGGUAAAUGUUACGGUAAAUCUGCUCAUGUUGUUAGUGACGAAGAUCUAAGAUUUAUUUUAACUGAUGAAGCUCUAGUCUAUCCUUUUACCGCUUCUGAGAACAAGAAAGAUCUAGUGAUUACUCCACCAGGUUCAAAAUCAAUCUCAAACAGAGCUUUAAUAUUAGCUUCGUUAGGUGAAGGUACUUGUAGGAUUAAAAAUUUACUACAUUCUGAUGACACUAAACACAUGUUAAAAGCUGUUGAAGAUCUAAAAGGCGCAAAAAUAUCAUAUGAGGACAAUGGUGAUACAGUUGUGGUUCAAGGCUUUGGUGGUUCUUUAGAGGCUUGCGAAGAACCAUUAUACUUAGGUAAUGCUGGUACUGCUGCUCGUUUCUUAACUACCCUUGCUGCUCUAGUUAAUCCAACAUCGAAAAAUGAUUAUGUUGUAUUAACGGGUAAUGCUAGGAUGCAACAAAGACCAAUUGGCCCAUUAGUGGAUUCUCUUCGUACCAAUGGUUCAGAAAUUGAAUAUUUAAAGAAUGAAGGUUGUUUACCACUAAAGAUUGACAGCAAGACUUCUUUCAAAGGUGGUAGAAUCGAAUUAGCUGCCACUGUCUCCUCUCAAUACGUAUCUUCUAUAUUGAUGUGUGCUCCAUAUGCUCAAGAGCCAGUUACCUUAGCUUUAAUGGGUGGUAAGCCAAUCUCUCAAUUAUACGUCGAUAUGACUAUCAAAAUGAUGGAGAAAUUCGGUAUUAAGGUCACAAAGUCAGAAACAGAACCUUUCACUUAUCUCAUUCCAAAAGGUAAAUAUGUUAAUCCAGAGGAAUAUGUCAUUGAGAGUGAUGCUUCAAGCGCUACCUAUCCAUUAGCUUUUGCUGCCAUGACAGGCAUAACUGUUACUGUUCCAAAUAUCGGUUCAGAAUCGUUGCAAGGUGAUGCAAGAUUUGCUAUAGACGUGUUAAAACCUAUGGGCUGCACAGUUGUACAAACUGCAACAUCUACACGUGUUACUGGCCCAGCAGUUGGCUCAUUAAAACCUCUAAAUCAUGUUGACAUGGAGCCAAUGACUGACGCCUUUUUAACAGCCUGUGUAGUUGCUGCAAUUGCACAUGAUAACGAUCCUAACUCUGAAAACAAGACUGUUAUAGAAGGUAUUGCUAAUCAAAGAGUGAAGGAAUGCAACAGAAUAGAAGCUAUGGCUACCCAAUUAGCUAAAUUUGGUGUCAAUACUAAAGAAUUGCCAGAUGGAAUUGAAGUAUAUGGCCUUGAUAAUAUUGAGGACCUACAGCUUCCAAAGUCUGUUCACAGUUAUGAUGACCAUCGUGUUGCAAUGAGUUUUUCAUUACUUGCUGGUAUGGUAAACUAUAAUGCUAAGGAAACAAGCAGUCCUGUUAAGAUCCUAGAGAGACAUUGUACUGGUAAAACAUGGCCAGGUUGGUGGGAUAUCCUACACACUGAAUUAGGUGCAAAAUUAGAUGGUUCUGUACCUUCCUCUAGUACAACUGUUGACUCCAAGAAAAGUGUUGUUAUAAUUGGCAUGAGAGCUGCUGGUAAAACUACAAUAAGUAAAUGGUGUGCUUCAGCGUUAGGAUAUAAAUUGAUUGAUUUAGAUGAUUAUUUCGAAGAAAUUCAUGGUAAUCAAACUGUAAAGGAAUUUGUCAACCAAAAUAGUUGGGAGGAUUUCCGUAAAGAAGAAACUAGAAUUUUUAAAGAUUUGAUUUCUAAGCAUGGAAAUGAUGGUUAUGUUUUCUCAAGUGGUGGUGGUUUAGUAGAGUCACCAGAAGCAAGAGAAGCUUUGAAAAUAUUUGCUGCUGAUGACGGUAUUGUUCUUCAUUUACACAGAGAUAUCGAAGAAACUAUUGUUUUCCUACAAAGUGAUCCGACAAGACCGGCAUAUGUAGAAGAAAUCAGAGAUGUUUGGAAUAAGAGAGAGGGUUGGUACAACGAGUGCUCAAAUUUUGAAUUUUUUGCUCCACAUUGUUCCAGUGAAACUGAAUUCCAAAAUUUAAGAAGAAUUUUUGAUAAAUACAUUAACAAAAUAAUGGGAAAUGUAGUCUUGGGUAUUCCAAAACAAAGAUCAUCUUUUGUAUGUUUAACUUUUGAAGAUUUAUUUGAAGAGGUUGAUAAUCUAGCUCUUAUCACUGCCGGUUGUGACGCUGUAGAAGUCAGAAUUGAUCAUCUAGCAAACUAUGAACCUGCUUUUAUUUCUAAACAACUAUCCAUUUUAAGGAUUGCUACGGACGGUUUACCUAUUAUUUUUACCAUUAGAACUAAGAAACAAGGUGGUAAAUUUCCUGAUGAAGUUUAUGAGAGUAUGAGACAUUUGUUUACAUUAGCUUUGAAAUCAGGUAUUGAUUUUAUUGACAUGGAGUUAACUUUACCAACCGAUGUACAAUAUCAUAUCUUGAACAGAAAAGGUCAUACAAAGAUUAUUGGUUCUCAUCAUGAUUUCUCUGGUGAAUAUUCUUGGGAUGAUUCUGAAUGGGAAACUAGAUAUAAUCAAGCUUUGUCUCUUGAUGUUGACAUAAUUAAAUUUGUUGGUUCUGCAUUAAAAUUUGAAGAUAAUUUAUUGUUAGAGACAUUCAGGAAUAAUCAUAAAGCCAAACCUCUGAUUGCAAUCAAUAUGAGAGAGUUAGGUAAAAUAUCUCGUGUACUGAAUCCAAUUUUAACGCCAAUUACUUCCGAAUUGUUACCAAAUGCGGCUGCCCCUGGUCAGCUAACAUUAAGGGAAAUCAAUAAGAUAUACAGCACCCUUGGUGGGUUUUCACCAUUGAAUUUUUAUGUCGUUGGAUCUCCUAUUGGUCACUCAAGGUCUCCAAUAUUACAUAACACUGGUUAUGAAAUACUAGGAUUACCUCAUAAAUUCGAUAAAUUUGAAACAGAUUCAAUUGAAAAAGUGAAAUCUGAAUUAUUAGAUGGUGAAUCUAAUUUAGGAGGUUUGGCUGUUACUAUUCCACUAAAACUGGAAAUAAUGAAAUACUUAAAUGAUCUAACCCCUGCUGCUAGUACCAUCGGGGCUAUUAACACCAUUAUUCCGUUAGGUAAUGGCAAGUUUUUAGGUGAUAAUACCGAUUGGCUAGGCAUCAAAAAUGCCUUUGCCUCUAACGGUGUCCCAGAAAACGUGAAUGGUGCUGCUGGUCUAGUUAUUGGUGCUGGUGGUACUUCUAGAGCUGCUAUUUAUGCGCUUCAUAUUAUGGGUUGUUCUAAGAUAUAUCUUUUAAACAGAACAGCUACUAAAUUACCAUCUUUAAAAGCAUCUUUCCCUGAAAAUUUCAACAUUAUCAUUUUAAACUCAGUAUCAGACAUUGAAAAAGAAGCCAAAAAUAUUGGUGUGGCUGUCUCGUGUAUUCCAGCAGAUAAACCAAUCGAUAUCGAUCUGUUAGGUAGAUUAGAAAGAUUCCUAUCUAACGGUAUCCAUGCCUCAUUCAAACCUACUCUUUUGGAAGCUGCUUAUAAACCAGCGAUUACUCCUAUAAUGAGACUCAGCAAAGAUAAAUACAAGUGGGAAACAAUUCCAGGUUCUCACUUAUUAGUUCAUCAAGGUGUAGCUCAAUUCGAAAGAUGGACUGGAUUUAGAGCUCCGUUUGAUCCGAUUUUUAGAGCUGUGACAAAGGAUUAG
Messenger RNA from Tetrapisispora phaffii CBS 4417, 4737 nucleotides. RefSeq names its product pentafunctional protein ARO1p (gene ARO1). Lineage: Eukaryota; Fungi; Ascomycota; Saccharomycetes; Saccharomycetales; Saccharomycetaceae. Gene Ontology annotation, biological process: chorismate biosynthetic process; aromatic amino acid biosynthetic process. The record is from RefSeq and is a predicted model, not a curated record. Gene Ontology annotation, molecular function: shikimate 3-dehydrogenase (NADP+) activity; shikimate kinase activity; 3-dehydroquinate synthase activity. Gene Ontology annotation, cellular component: cytoplasm. The coding region runs from base 1 to 4737 and encodes 1578 amino acids. The transcript has a single exon.